Molecule: messenger RNA, 3183 nt
Organism: Dictyostelium discoideum AX4
Lineage: Eukaryota; Evosea; Eumycetozoa; Dictyosteliales; Dictyosteliaceae
Gene: cigB
Product: FNIP repeat-containing protein
Exons: 5
Coding region: 1-3183 (1060 amino acids)
Molecular function (GO): zinc ion binding
Source: RefSeq, a predicted model, not a curated record
AUGAUUUAUCAAAAUAAAUUGAUAAAUACAAUUAUAACUUCUUCAAUCGACAAUGAUAAUAAAAUAAUUUCAACAAUUUUAAAUAAUAAUAAUAAUUCAAUUAUUGAUAAAUUAACAAAACUAAAUGAAUAUAAAAAUCAGAUCUUAAAACUCGAUAAUCAAACAAUUAAUAAUAUUAAAAAUAGUUUUGAAUCAAUAUUCUCUUUUGGUUAUAUUCCUAAUGAUGUUACUGAUAAUAGUAAUAAUAAUAAUAAUAAUAAUAAUAAUAAUAAUAAUAAUAAUAAUAAUAAUAAUAGUAAUAAUGAUAAUAACAAUAACAAUAACAAUAAUAAUAAUGAUAAUGAUAAUGAUAAUAAUAAUAAUAAUAAUAAUAAUAAUAAUAAUAAUAAUAAUAAUAAUAAUAAUAAUAAUAAUAAUAAUAAUAAUAAUAAUAAUAAUAAUAACAAUAGUAAUAAUAAUAAUAAUAAUAAUUUAAAGUUAAAUAACUCAAUCAAUAAAAAUAAAUUCAUUAAAAUGUCUGAUCACGAUUUUUAUAUAUAUUCAGAGAAUGAUGAAUCAUCUAUAUUGUCUGGAGAUUUUGAAAGUUUAGCAUUCAAAGACAAUUGUAACAUCUUAUCAAAGCUAACGAAAUUACCAAACAAAGUUUUGCUUCUAAAUGGAUUCAAUCAAAAAUUAACCAAAGGUAUAAUACCAGAAGGUGUUAAAGAGUUGUAUAUAUCUAAUAUAAAACAAGAAUUAAUUAUUGAUUCAAUUCCUAAUACUGUAACAACUGUUGGCUUAUGUGAUGGAUUCAAUCAAAAAUUAACCAAAGGUAUAAUACCAGAAGGUGUUAAAGUGUUGUAUAUAGGUAAUAUAAAACAAGUAUUAAUAAUCGAUUCAAUUCCUAACAAUGUGACAACUGUUGGCUUAUGUGAUGGAUUCAAUCAAAAAUUAACCAAAGCACACAAAAUGAAAGAAAGUGAAGAUAUAAUUAUAAAUAAUCAAAAUAGGUGUACACUUCAUCCAAAUAAAAAUUUAGAAUUUUUAUGUUUGGAUUGUAAAUUUAUGCCAUGUUGCAGUCUUUGUACGUCUCGUAAAGGUGAACAUCAUGGUCAUAAAACUGAUUCAUUAGAAUCAUCAGCAUCAAAUAUUCAUUCAUUAAUUAAUGAUUUUAAAGAUAAUAUCUAUCCAAAAUUAAUUGAAAGAAAAGAAAAUGAUCAAAUAUUAUUAAAAGAAUCAAAUGAAACUUUCAAAGAAAUUCAAUCACAAAAUGAUGAUAAUAAUAAUUUAUUAAAAAAUGAAUUUAAACAAAUUCACAAUAUACUUUCAUUUGUUGAAUUGGAUAUCGAAAAACAACUAUCAACAAACUUAGAUCAAAAUAUAUUGAUAAAUACAAUUAUAACUUCUUCAAUCAACAAUGAUAAUAAAAUCAUUUCAACAAUUUUAAAUAAUAAUAAUAAUUCAAUUAUUGAUAAAUUAAAUUAUUUUACACAAAUUAAUAAUCAACAAGAUAAUGACGACAAUGAUGAUUGCUAUCAAAUUGAUACAGAUACUAUUGAAUUAAUUAAACAAUAUCAAAACUCAUUAUUAAUAUUAAAAAAUAGCAAUAAUAUCAAUAAUUUAACAAAACUAAAAGAAUAUAAUAAUCAAAUCUUAAAAUUCGAUAAUCAAACAAUUAAUAAUAUUAAAAAUAGUUUUAAAUCGAUAUACUCUUUUGGUGAUAUUCCUAAUGAUGCUAUUGAUUAUAACAUUAAUAAUAAUAAUAAUAAUAAUAAUAAUAAUAAUAAUAAUAAUAAUAAUGAGUUAAAUAACUCAAAUAAUAAAAAUGAAUUCAUUAAAAUAUUGAAUCACAAUUUUUAUAUAUAUUCAGAGAGUGAUGAAUCAUCCUUUUUGACUGAUGAUUUUGAAAGUUUAGCAUUCAAAGACAAUUGUAACAUUUUAUCAAAACUAAAGAAAUUACCAAACAACGUUUUGCUUCUAAGUGGAUUCAAUCAAAAAUUAACCAAAGGUAUAAUACCAGAAGGUGUUAAAGUGUUGUAUAUAGGUGAUAUAAAACAAGAAUUAAUAAUUGAUUCAAUUCCUAAUACUGUAACAACCGUUGGUUUAUGGUAUGGAUUCAAUCAAAAAUUAACCAAAGGUAUAAUACCAGAAGGUGUUAAAGAGUUACGUUUAGGUGAUAUAAAACAAGAAUUAAUAAUUGAUUCAAUUCCUAGUACUCUAACAACUGUUAUUUUAUGUGAUGGAUUCAAUCAAAAAUUAACCAAAGGUAUAAUACCAGAAGGUGUUAAAGUGUUGUAUAUAGGUGAUAUAAAACAAGAAUUAAUAAUUGAUUCAAUUCCUAAUACUGUAACACGUGUUAGGUUAUUAGAUGGAUUCAAUCAAAAAUUAACCAAAGGUAUUAUACCAGAAAGUGUUAAAGAGUUACAUAUAGGUAAUAUAAAACAAGAACUAAUUAUUGAUUCAAUUCCUAAUACUGUAACAACUAUUACUUUAUGUGAUGGAUUCAAUCAAAAAUUAACCAAAGGUAUAAUACCAGAAGGUGUUAAAGAGUUGUAUAUAGGUAAUUUAAAACAAGAAUUAAUUAUUGAUUCAAUUCCUAAUACUGUAACAACUGUUAGGUUAUGUGAUGGAUUCAAUCAAAAAUUAACCAAAGGUAUAAUACCAGAAGGUGUUAAAGAGUUGUAUAUAAGAGAUAUAAAACAAGAAUUAAUAAUUGAUUCAAUUCCUAAUACUGUAACAACUGUUAUUUUAUGUGAUGGAUUCAAUCAAAAAUUAACCAAAGGUAUAAUACCAGAAUGGGUUAAAGGGUUAUGUUUAGGUGAUAUAAAACAAGAAUUAAUAAUCGAUUCAAUUCCUAAUACUGUAACAACUGUUAGGUUAUUAGAUGGAUUCAAUCAAAAAUUAACCAAAGGUAUAAUACCAGAAAGUGUUAAAGAGUUGUAUAUAGAUGAUAUAAAACAAGAACUAAUAAUCGAUUCAAUUCCUAAUACUGUAACAACUGUUAGGUUAUUAGAUGGAUUCAAUCAAAAAUUAACCAAAGGUAUAAUACCAGAAUGGGUUAAAGAGUUACAUAUAGGUGAUAUAAAACAAGAAUUAAUUAUUGAUUCAAUUCCUAAUACAUUAAAUAAUGUCUAUAUUUAUAAAAGUUGUAAAAAAUUAAUUUAUUCUUUCGUCCCUGUAAAUGUCAAAAUAGUAAACAUAUAA